Molecule: messenger RNA, 1658 nt
Organism: Chenopodium quinoa (quinoa)
Lineage: Eukaryota; Viridiplantae; Streptophyta; Magnoliopsida; Caryophyllales; Amaranthaceae
Product: ankyrin repeat-containing protein NPR4-like
Exons: 2
Coding region: 69-1259 (396 amino acids)
Molecular function (GO): protein binding
Source: RefSeq, a predicted model, not a curated record
CCUAAAAAAUGUACAAGUAUCCAUUCUAAGCCAAUUUGUUUCUAAAUUCAUAAACCACGCAAUUCAAAAUGGAAAAACAAAGUGAUGAAAUAAGCCAAUCUUAUGCUACAACACUAUAUGAAGCCGCACUCAAGGGAAAUAUAACUUCCUUGGGUGAGUUGCUAAAAAACGAUGAAUUUAUUCUCGAUCGAUGCAUCAUGGAAAAAUCAUGUAUCUUCAUGCAAUCUCCGUUACAUGUAGCUGUUAAGAAAGAGCACUUUAAUUUCGUUAAAGAAAUUCUAAGGCUAAAGCCGGAACUGGCCGAGGUGGUUGAUCAAUUAAAAAGAUCAUCACCACUACACAUUGCAGCAGCAAGGAAAGAGGGGGCGGGACUAGCGGAGCCAGCCGAGCACGGUCAUGAACACAUCAUCAAAAUCUUGCUCGAAGAGGCACCUAACAUGUGUUUCGUGCACGAUCAAGAUGGAAUGACGCCCCUUCAUGUUGCGGCUGUAAAUGGGAACACCCAAGUGCUUGAAGUGUUUCUCAAGAAGAAGCGUCAGGCUGCUUUGGAACGAACUGCGAGAGGUGAAACGAUUUUACAUUUGUGCGUGAAAAAUUGUCACCUAGACACCCUGAAAGCAUUGGUUGAAAGUACAUACGAUCUUGAGUUACUUAACUCCCAGGAUAGUGAUGGCAAUACUGUCUUGCACCUUGCUGUGGCUUACAAAGAAGUCGAGAUGGUAGAAUUUUUACUAGGGAAAGGUGACAAGAUAGAUAAAAAUGCUAUGAACAAAAAACACCAAACAAUAAAUGAUAUUUUCGAGCUAACUAAAAAAACGGAUGAGGUUAGCGAAGCUGAUAAAAAGAUCGAGGAAUUACUUAAAAAGAAACAUGCAAUACGAGCUAAAAAGGUGCUGAAACGCAGCGAGGACGAAAAAUGGUUGGAGGAGCAGAACACAGCUCUAAUGGUUGUGGCAUCUUGUAUUGCAACCUUGUCUUUCCAAGUCGGAAUUAAUCCACCCGGAGGCGUGUGGCAAGAUGAUAAUAAGGGUCACGAGGCAGGCACAUCCAUCAUGUCUUAUGAUAAAGAUAAAGAUUCAUACAAUAUUGUACAAGUUAGCAACACAAUUGGACUAAUGUCUUCUCUAAGUGUCAUCCUUCUCCUUAUUAGGCCUUCCUUGCAAGCGAUACUUUGUAUUCGUUUUGAGGGUUACAUUGUGGAUUGCUGUAACCGCGAGUGCAACAACUUACUUGUACACGAUAGGGUUUCUCACAAGUGAUAUUUUCGACAAAACAGGCUUACUCGAAGAUGCUUUAGACUAUUCUGUUGAAAUUUGGCUAUGGUUAAUGCUAAUAAUACUAUUAGGACAUGGGUUGCGCUUAAUUUGGAAGGUAAUUGGUUAUAAAAAAAGGAGGAAGAUUAGAGGAGUUCUGCAAAAAGUGCAAAGGUCGCGGUACUAUCCAAAUAUUAAUAUUUUGUAGAUUAUCGAUCACUUGAUUACUACAAUACCUAGCUUAUGUAUUUCCCAUUGACAAUAAAAUGUACUUUUCAUUAUUAAAAAAAUUUCAUUAUUCAAAAAAAAUAAAAAAAAUAAAAAAAUAAAAUGUACUUUUCAUGUUAUCACCUUAGUAUUUACAAGUACUAUGUAAGUACCAUCCUGUUUUCAUAAAAGUUUAAC